UCAGGAGAGAGUUGGAGGCGAAGAAAAUCGUCUGUGCCCCCCCGAACCAUCCUUUUUUCCGGUGGAUACAAUCUUUCGGCAGCACCACUUCUUCUGGUGCCUUCCACAAGCAGCAAACAUUCCAGUCGAUUCGCCAGGACUUCCAGAGGGGCAAGUAGAAAUUAAACCAAGAUGCCUGAACCCACAGAGGCCGGCGACCCCAUGGGCGGGAAGACCGAAUUGGAGCAACUCCAAUUCAAAGCCAACCAGGUUACAGAUGAGUCGCUGGAUGCCACCCGGAGAAUGAUGGCGUUGUGCGACGAGAGCAAAGAAGCCGGCAUACGAACACUCGUCGCACUGGAUGAUCAAGGAGAACAAAUGGAUAGGAUCGAAGAAGACAUGGACAAAAUUAACGCUGAUAUGAAGGAAGCGGAAAAGAAUUUGGAAGGAAUGGAAAAAUGCUGUGGUAUUUGCGUGUGCCCUUGUAAUAAAUCUUCGGAUUUCAAAGAGGAUGCAAGUACAUGGAAAGCAAGCGAGGAUGGCAAGAUUGUAAACAAUCAGCCAGCUCGAGUUAUGGAUGACAGGAACGGAGCGGGACCCAUGGGAGGAUACAUCGCCAAGAUCACCAACGACGCUCGCGAGGAGGAGAUGGAAGACAACAUGCAGCAAGUGAGUACUAUGAUCGGCAACUUGCGCAACAUGGCCAUCGACAUGGGAAGUGAGAUGGAGUCACAGAACAGACAGCUCGACAGGAUCAAUCUCAAGGCCGAAUCCAACAAGACGCGAAUCACUUCGGCUAACCAGCGAGCAUCCAAACUUCUGAAGGAUUAAGUCAUUCGAAACGCGGUCGCACAUUUUCUCAAUUUUUCGUAUAAGAACUUAUGUCUCGACUCUCUCUUCGUAUCCUUUUGGUUUUCUAAGACUUUGAACGAACGCUUCGCGUUAGUUUCGAUAUGUUUAUCAAUUUCCAUCAUGGAUUCUCCUGAUAACAAAGGGCUCCUCUAAACCAAGGACUUUUCAAUGCCACAUUCUAACUGAAAAUUUAUAAUACCAUGCUAUGUUUUGCAUAUUUUAAUUUGAAAUUGUGCUAUUUUCACGUAGACUGCUGUUUCUGAAUAGAUUUCAAUAUUUAAAAACUUGAUUUAAACUUUAACAGUUUUUAGUUUAUAAAAGGAGUGUCUUUUAUUUUUAAAUAUGAAGGAAGGCUUAUAAAUGUUUCAUAGUUCACUUCUUUUGGAAAUGUUCAUUGUUAAGAAUUCGUCCAUAUUCGUUUCUUUCUAAAUUCUUCCAACUUGUAAUGUGUACCUUUUUUCUUCUUUUUUAAAAAAUUUGUUCUUAUCGAAAUACAAAAAAAGUAGUUCUUAGAGCAAACUGAAAUACCGAAAUGGAAAGCAAAUUUUUAUUUAAGUCUUCAUGAUAGUGCCUAUUAAAAUGUGAAAAUUUCAAGAGAAUCUAAUUUAUUUUUUCAAAAAUACUUUAUGAAGGAACCAUUGUGAUAUGUACUCGUAUACUAUUGUAUAUUGUUAAUUAUUCUUAAUGUAUUUUAAAAUGGAGCCCUUUUGGUAUGUUCACUGUUAAACACAAGGCACUGCUAGUUGGAAUAAAGUCUUUUAUAUUGUUUGAUAACAUUGGACAACAUAUUUGGAUGGAUAAAGGAAAUAAAAUAUUUAAUUUUGUACAGUGCUUUGGACGAAAAAUUCAACGAAAUAAAAUUUAAAAAAAUAUUAUUAUUAUUCUUUUCUAUAUAAAACCUUAUGGUAAAUUAUACCUAUUGUGUUUCUAAUGAAUAUGUAAUAAUUUUGAUAUAAAAAUAGUAUUUUAAACUUCUAGUUAUGCUACUUUGAUAAGAUAACAGUUUCAUUAUUUUGUAAAUUUUUAUAAAUCAUUAUUUUUAGGUGUAUACCAAACAUUAUUUGUUUUUAUUAAGAUUUUAUGCUGAGGGCGUGGAGACAAAGCACGCCUUUGCUUCCUUUACAGUUCAGAUAUUUUCACUUUAUUUAUCAUAAUGCAUUUUUCACAAAAAGUAAUAGCUUCAUUUCUGCAUAUAAAAACGCUUCACAAGUACUAAAAUGUAAAACUAAAAUUAACCUGAAUAGAAAUAAAUAGGCCUGAAUCUUGACAUACAAACGAUAAUUUUAUUAAAGAUGAAAUAAUUUCAAAAAAUAUUAAAUUGAUUAAAUAAUUACAAAAUUAUUUAUUAAAAUAUUUCCCCUUUCUGUAAAUAACGUUUGUCUCACAAUCCUGAAAAUUAUAAAUUCUAAAAUAUGAAUGAAUAUUUUUAGAGUUAUUUGAAUGUGAAUGUGAAUGAUCGUUCGAAAGUUGUCCAGUGGUAUCUUUUUUUAUUCUUUAGGUUAGGUCAUUUUUAUUCUUUUUUUAUAUAUAUAAAAUAUGUUACGCGACCAUGUUGUGAAGACAGAAUGUGCCUAGACGAAACUUUCGUUCUUCAUUUCUUUAUUGUUUUUUUCCUGUAUACUUAAUGUAUAAAAACAUUUAACGAAAGCUUUCAAACUGUUACUCUUUAUCUAAGCAUCUGUGUUAGUGAUUUUAAAUGUGUCGAAAUAUACUUACUAAAAUACUUCAUGGCACCCGUAUUGAAGGUGCUUUUGGUGUUAAUACUGGUAGACUGCAUUUGUUGUACAUACGCAUGAUAGACAAAAGUAUACAUUCAGUAUCAUUGAACUUAAUCCUUUACAUCCCUAAAAACGUUUCUCACACUUGGGUCAUCUUUUCUGAAUUGCUUUACCUUAAUUAAACACGAAUUAUUUCUUUUCUACAAAAAUAUAAAUUUAGGUUUUAGUAAAUUUCCCACGGGCUAAAUAUGAACGCAAAAAAUAAAUACUUUAAUCUUAGUAUUGCUUUCAAUUUUUUUAAUUGCAAAACGUGAUAGUGGUUCUUUUCUUGUGAGAUGAUAACACUAGAAGAAUAGGAAGGAUGACUUAAGUUUAUGACAUUUUUUUUUCUUUGUUUGAUGACAUAAAUUGUAAUUUAUUUAAAAAUCUUCAAAAUUCGAAGCUUCAAAAUUUUUUAUAAGAGAAAUUUUUAAUCAUUCCUUUUUUUUCCCUAUAACUUUAUGUGAAACGAUAUCCUAUGAUAGCUAUUUACAAUUAUAGAUAUGUUUUACUUUAUAUUUAAUAUUAAAAUAAAGGCUUCUAACCAAGUGUGAGAAAAUGAACGAAGCACAACUAUUAGAUAGAUGAUUAGAAAGAAGACACUUACUAUUUAAACUUUCAGAACUACAUUAAAAUGAGGAUACAUAAGAGAUUAACGAAGUUAAAGGGUAUAGUUUCAAUGAUUUUGUUAACUGAAAAAUAAACAAUAUUUAUUAAUUCUUAGUAAUGAGUUAUUAUUAUAUGUUUUAUUAUUAUUUUUUUCGACGCCUGGACCAAAUAUACAAGGUGCAUACUUUCAGUGAAAUUGUUUUUUACAGUCAAUAUUUGCUUUAAUUUUAAUUUAUAUUGUAUUUCAAUUUGUUUGUUUUCUUGUUGUGUACCAAGUACUCAGUGCAUUUUAUCUUUAUUUUAAGACAGCGAAACUAGACAAUAAUAUGAAAAAAAUCUAAAGAUAAAAAAAAAAUUGUACAAAGAUAGCUUCAUUUUGAAUAAAUAUUCAAAUGAACGCCUUUUUUUAUUCUAGUGAGUUAAUAAAAGUGAUGUGCGAUUUUCAAUUACUAAAGUUUAGAGUCAUCGUAUUUAAGCUUGCCGAGUAUAUUUUGUGCACAAACUCGUCUUCGAAGCCACACUUGUUUUAGGAUGUGUAGUGUCUCCACCAGAGAGUGCACCUUGUAUAGUGUUUGCAAAUCCAUUUAUAACAUCACUUUAUGAUGUCUUUGCUCAGAAAGCAAAGUGAUAUUAAAAUUGUUGCGCGUAGCGACACGCUGACGGAAAUCAACGACUGCAGAAAUUACCCUCAAAGUUACUUUUUCAGUUUUGGCUGUCAAUGAUGGCACAUUUUAUACAUUUCUUUCAGUCAAUGAAAGAAUCGUUUACUUUAUUUCGUAGUAAAUUAAAAGUGGAUUUUUUUAAAAUUAUAAUCGAAAUCGAAUAAUCGGAAUUCGAAAAAUCGAAAUCGAAUCCUUCAACUUAAUUUUUCUAACAUCAAAUAAUCGCUUUGUUUUUUAAACUGUUUCUUUUGUAAACAAAAUUUUUAUAAUAUAUUUCGAGAUGAUUUUGAAAGAAAUUUUUUCUUUCUUUUACUGGAUGCUGUUGCUGAUUACUAAAUUAGGUCUGUCGCUACCCGAAAAAAACCGUGAUCUCACAAGUGUCAUAUGAUGUACAUAGAUUAUAUAAAAAAGUCUUAUAAAAAUAUAAUAUAUAACUUUUCCUCUCUAUGUGUUGUGUUGAAACUUUUAUCUAUUAUAUUUGUAAAAAAAACUACCAAAGUAAAAAGUAAUUUCUCACUGUGUAGUGGAUACGCUGUGUCACUUCCUUAGAUUGAAUAAGAGUUGCUCAUAUGACGUAGUGUUAUGCAACUUAUGUAACAACAGCUUCAAACUAUACAUAAAAAUAAGCUUAACUAUACUAAGAAUCUGUAUGUUCUAAUUUCUAAGAACUAAUCAUCCAAAUAUUUGUGCAUCUAAGUGUAUAAAAUUAUCACAAGAAAUAACAAUUAUUAUUUAUUUUUACAACGAUUAUUUCUUCUUAUCUUAUUCUUAUAUUUUAUUACUUGUUCCUAUAUUUAACUUUUUCAACUACAACUUGUUUGAAGUUCAUCUUGAAAAUUUUGAAUUCCAAUCUAUCAUUGUGCAACAUAAAAAAAAAAAUUAACGAAGUGUUGCAUAAAUUGCUGUGUUUAUCUUGCUAAGUUUAUGUCUGUAGCGUCUCAUGCGUUAAACUUCAAACUAUGACGAACUUGUUAGCAUAUCUUUUCGGUAAGAGCUUACGAAGCUGUUCGUUCAUUGAAGAAUUAGUGAUUUAAAAAGUGUCAGAAAUUCGUUACAAAGAACAGUGGUAUUCAAUCGUUCCUUUAAAGUUAGUUUCGAAUAUUGUUUGGAAGGGAUAUUUACUUGUUAAAAACAUUUCUGUGAUAGUUUGAUGAAAUGCCUGACAGAUGAACGAUGAGAUCUCCCUUACAAGCUUCAGUUAUCUUCUAAUGUGAUACAAACAAACUCCGCUAGUGAUGUGAAUACUGUCAUUAGAUCAAGAAUAGGAAGAGUUCUGUCGACGCAUUCAGAAGAGGAAAUGAUGAAGUGAACGUUCUGAACAGUUCAUUAAUCACUAAAAUUUCUUACGUUUUCUCAUAAAUAACUUUUUGUUUGAUGAGAAGUUUAUUCAGCAAAUGAAAUAAAUGAAAAAUUCGAGAGCAAUCGACGAUUUGGCAAAAAAAUUGUUCAAAAAGAAACCUUAAAUUAGAAUCGAUGAGCCAAAAAAACUUUUGAAAUGCCCGAAAUUUCUCAUUUUUUCCAGCUGUAAAUUUAAAGCUACUCUUCCAUAAUUUUAAAAUGACAUGUUGAAAGAGUUUUUUAUAGCACCAGAAACAACGAAUUUAUUGAUUUUAAAGGCAAUGAUUUUAAUAUACUUGUAAUACUAAGUUAAAUAAGAACUUUAGAUUUUUUUACCCUACAAUAUGAAAUAUCUGAAACAUUUUAAACCUAGUGCAAGCGUGCCAUAUUUUUAAAAGAAACAGGGCUAAAAAUUGAAAGUCUCUUUCUUUUAAUCAUUUGAAAUUUCAAAAUUUUUAUUGGUUCUUUCUCCUUCAGUUAGAGAAAGAGAUUUUUCCUUACUGAAGCAUUUUAUUUUCGAAUACACUGCAUAAGAAUUAGAGUCAAUUGAAAAAAAAGCCUCGAAAUAUGUACAUAUUUUAUGAUAGUAUAAAAGACUCAUUUAGAAUUGCUUACCGUUCAAUCAGUCAAAUAUGUAAGCAUACAAUAUGGACAAGGCAAAUGCCCGCGGAGAUAUUUUUGCUGUUAAAGUCUAAUAUUAUAAUUUGUUUUUCAAAGAAAUCAUAUAGCCAUAAUGCAUUGUUAAAUAAUAGAUAUUUUGUUAAGCUACGGGUAGUAGUUAUAAAAUAUAUAGAAAUUCUGAUAUCUUAAACUUCCAUGCAGUCUGCAUCUUGAUAUCAGCUUACUGAAAUAGAACAUUCGAUUUUGGAACUAAUAAUGUCCCCCCCCCUCCUGUUUUGAUUUAGAAAACUACUUAGGUCUUCUUUUAAAACAGUCAGUAUCUCGCUACAUAUGACACUUUUAGCAUAUUGUAUUUUUUUAUUCAAUGACUCAAUAAAUAUGUGCUGUUUCUUGAAAGGUCGUAUUGAAUGAGAAGUGUUAAAGCGUGAAUAAUUUAUGAACCUUUUAAAUCACGAUAUUUCCUGUUUUUUUCUCUUACACGCUAAUCGUUAAUCAUAUUUCAGAUAAUUUUUUUGACUUUUUUUUUCAAAAAAUAAUUAUAAUUUCAUGAAAUAUUAAUUGUGAAUUGCUUUUUACUGAAUUUCUCUUAUUAAAGUAAAAAUAAAUAAAUAAAUGCGCGCGCAUCGAUCACUGAUAAAAAUAUUUCAUUUUUAUGAUUACCAGCACAAGUUUAUUUUGCAAUUCUUUGUGGGAAAAAUAGGAAAAGAAAAAGAAUUCUCGAUCUGGAACUCACUGAAUUUAUAUGAGAAAUCAAUUGCACAUUUAGAGGCAAUUGUUCUUAUUCGACUGAAAGCAUCUAAAUUAGAAUUGUACAUUCUUCCGAAAAGUACUUUUAAUUUCGUAAAGAGAAAUAAAUUUCUUUAAUCUUCACUUAUUAAUUAGAGAACUCAACAUAUAAUGAAGAAUAAUAAAUCAUAGAUGAUGAAUAAUUUUCUGUUCAAAGAAUAGAAUAUACGGAAUAUACGAAGAAUAGAAUAUAUAGAAAAAAUGCGCAAGAUCAGGAUUAAAAUGUUUGAAAUAAAUAUUUUAAAUAUGCGGUCAUUAAAACAAAGCCCAUUUUGUCUUUCACUAAAGCUUUCGAAAUUACAAAAUUUAGUUCAUUCGGCUUCAUUUUAUAUUAGCAAUAAAAUGAGGCAUCGAAUUUGGAAAUUUUUGAACUUAAUAAAUAUCUGCUCUGAAAUCGCUAUUAAUAAAUACCUAUGUAUUUUAUAGAAUAAAGAAAUCGCGUAGAUGGAAUUAUUCUUCGAAUUAUAUUAGUUAAGCAAAUAUCUCUUAAACUUCAUAUUAAGUGCACUUCUCUUUACAUUUUAGAUUUCAAAAGGAUAAAAUGUUUAAAUAACUUGAUAAAUUAAAAAUUGGGCAGUUUGCAGGUGCUACAGAAGAACUAAGUUUAUUAAAAAACAAAUUUCCUACUUUUAUUUGAUUGCUAUUUAACUGAAAUAAUGAUUGGAAACUGCUCAGCUAUAAACUAAAUGUCACUUUUUAUUUUAUCCAUUAUCGUGGAAUAAUGGAUAAAAAAACCGGUUCACCGCAGGUUCAGUACAUGAAUAGAAUUUCAGAAAUUAAAAAUGAUAUAUACACUCGUUUCCUUCUUUAUGAAAUUAAAAAAGAGUGAAACUGAACUCUUAUGAUAUGCUGUAAAUAAUUAUAAUCAGAGAAAAAUGGCUUUAUUCAACACCGAAACGAGUGCUGCUCACUCCAUUAGCUUUUAGGUGAUUCGCGCAAAAGGAAAUCUAUAAGGAGAUAUUUUGCUUUGCCAUUGAAUGCACUUUUUAAAGAGCUCUGAUUUAUCUCUGGAGUUUUAAUUUUAUAUAGAAAGUAUGUACAUGCAUUCCGUGAAACUGAUGCGUUGUGCGUAGAAGGUGAAAGCUCUUACUUUGUGGCUGUAUGGAAAGUAGCGAUUGUAUAUAAGUAUUAUCUUGUAGAUAUUUUUUUUAUUUUUGUUAGAAUAGUAUUAUUUUACAUUAAGUAAUUUCUGUACAUAUUUUGUUCAUUAAUAAAUUUAAUUUUCCAAAUGUU
Molecule: messenger RNA, 7837 nt
Organism: Argiope bruennichi
Lineage: Eukaryota; Metazoa; Arthropoda; Arachnida; Araneae; Araneidae
Product: synaptosomal-associated protein 25-like
Exons: 8
Coding region: 172-810 (212 amino acids)
Biological process (GO): synaptic vesicle fusion to presynaptic active zone membrane; exocytosis; synaptic vesicle priming
Cellular component (GO): SNARE complex; plasma membrane
Molecular function (GO): syntaxin binding; SNAP receptor activity
Source: RefSeq, a predicted model, not a curated record